CGCGUGCGCGCGUCCCCCCUUUGGCCCCCUACCCUGCAGCAAGGGUUGCGUGACGUAAUGCAACCUCAGCAUGUAAGAGCGACAUAAAGCGAGACGAGGCGGAGCGCCUCUCUGAUGCAGAGUAGCUUGUGAUUGGCUCAGGCUGCGGAACCUCGGAAACCCGAAAGCAAGGACCUUCCAGGUCCAAGGCUGCCGCCUCCCGCAGCAGUUCAGAGCUCGGCCUCAGUCUGACUGGCGGCGGGGAAGGCGGUGGCGCUUGCAGCCGGUGGCGGAGGUGACAGGUAAAGAACAUUUUCCCAAAGAAAAUGCAUUACUUUGAAGGCAAAAAGUAAGAAAUUUUGCAAAAUUCAUUUUACAAUCCAUAAGAAUAUCUACAGUUUCUUCAGUCCACUUGUGUAAAGGAAGCAGUCAUGUUUCAUGAGUCCUCAAAACUGUGAGACAAGAGAAUAUAGUAGAGUGAGGCCAGAAGUCCUUACUGGUUCAAAGAACUCCGGGGAAACUUGUGAUAGAACAUUUUGCAUUAUAAGUAGAACCCCAGAAGCCAGAGGUGAAUACAAUAUCUGCAGAGCUCCGCUGCAGGGCUGAUCUGGUUCUGGAAGAAAUGGAUGAGAGCUACUGGAUGAAAUUCACUAAUACUAGACAUCUGAGUCUUCUAGUAUUUGUGAAUGAACUUUGCUAAGGAUGGAUUCAGGUGGUGGAAGUCUUGGAUUGCACACUUCAGAUGCGAGAAUGGCCCAUACCAUGAUUAUGCAGGAUUUUGUGGCUGGAAUGGCUGGUACUGCACAUAUCGAUGGAGACCAUAUUGUUGUUUCAGUUCCUGAAGCUGUGUUAGUUUCUGAUGUUGUCACAGAUGAUGGGAUAACUCUUGAUCAUGGCCUUGCAGCUGAGGUUGUCCAUGGGCCUGAUAUUAUCACAGAGACUGAUGUAGUAACAGAAGGUGUGAUCGUUCCUGAAGCGGUACUUGAGGCUGAUGUUGCCAUUGAAGAAGAUUUAGAGGAAGAUGACGGAGAUCAUAUUUUGACUUCUGAACUAAUUACAGAAACUGUUAGAGUACCUGAGCAGGUGUUUGUAGCUGAUCUUGUUACUGGUCCUGAUGGACAUUUGGGACAUGUGGUCCAAGACUGUGUUUCAGGUGUUGACUCUCCCACAAUGGUAUCAGAAGAAGUUCUAGUAACCAAUUCAGAUACAGAAACUGUGAUUCAAGCAGCUGGUAGUGUUCCUGGUUCUACUGUUACCAUAAAAACUGAAGAUGAUGAUGAUGAAGAUGAAGAUGUCAAGAGCACUUCUGAAGACUACUUAAUGAUAUCUUUGGACGAUGUGGGAGAGAAGUUGGAGCAUAUGGGAAACACACCAUUGAAAAUUGGUACUGAUGGUUCACAAGAAGAUGUUAAAGAAGAUGGAUUUGGUUCAGAAGUGAUAAAAGUAUAUAUAUUUAAAGCAGAGGCUGAAGAUGAUGUUGAAAUAGGUGGGACAGAAAUUGUCACAGAGAGUGAAUACACCAGUGGCCAUUCUGUAGCUGGAGUGCUUGACCAGAACCGAAUGCAGCGAGAGAAAAUGGUUUACAUGGCAGUUAAAGAUUCUUCCCAAGAAGAGGAUGAUAUCAGUUAUCCUGAAAUAUCAAAUGACCUGAACAUGGAAGUCAUUGUAGGGGAAGAGGAAGGAAGUCUCCUUGAGAUUCAGCUUGAGGACUCUGGUGUUAAUAAAACAGUUUCCCCUGUUGUCUAUCCUGCAUCAUAUGAUGAAAGAAGAGUUUCCCGAAGGUAUGAAGAUUGCCAAGCGACAGGAAACACUUUUGACUCAGCAUUAGAAAACAGAAGCACUACAGCAGCUCAGUACCUUCAAAUUUGUGAUAACAUUAACACAAAUAAAGUACUUAAACAAAAAAUCAAGAAGAGGAGAAGGGGAGAAACAAGGCAGUGGCAAACAGCUGUUAUAAUAGGUCCUGAUGGACAGCCCUUGACAGUAUACCCUUGCCAUAUUUGCACAAAAAAGUUUAAAUCCAGGGGAUUCUUAAAAAGACAUAUGAAGAAUCAUCCUGAUCAUUUGAUGAGAAAGAAAUAUCAGUGUACAGAUUGUGACUUUACAACUAACAAGAAAGUGAGUUUCCAUAACCACUUAGAAAGCCAUAAGCUCAUAAACAAAGUUGAUAAAACCCAUGAAUUUACAGAAUACACCCGAAGAUACAGAGAAGCUAGUCCACUAAGUUCAAAUAAACUCAUUUUAAGAGACAAGGAGCCGAAGAUGCACAAGUGCAAGUACUGUGAUUAUGAAACUGCUGAACAAGGACUGUUAAAUAGACAUUUGCUGGCUGUUCAUAGCAAGAAUUUCCCUCAUGUUUGUGUUGAGUGUGGAAAGGGUUUUCGUCAUCCUUCUGAACUCAAGAAACAUAUGAGAACCCAUACUGGUGAGAAGCCAUAUCAGUGUCAGUAUUGUGUCUUCAGGUGUGCAGAUCAAUCAAAUUUGAAAACUCACAUUAAGUCUAAACAUGGUAACAACUUGCCAUAUAAAUGUGAGCAUUGUCCUCAAGCAUUUGGUGAUGAAAGAGAGCUUCAACGCCAUCUGGAUUUGUUUCAAGGACAUAAAACACACCAAUGUCCUCAUUGUGAUCAUAAGAGCACCAACUCAAGUGACCUUAAGCGGCACAUCAUAUCUGUCCAUACCAAGGACUUUCCUCACAAGUGUGAAGUCUGUGAUAAAGGUUUCCAUCGUCCUUCAGAGCUUAAAAAACACAGUGAUAUUCAUAAGGGUAGGAAGAUUCAUCAGUGUAGGCAUUGUGACUUUAAAACAUCAGAUCCAUUUAUUCUUAGUGGUCAUAUCCUUUCAGUUCAUACUAAGGAUCAGUCAUUGAAGUGUAAAAGGUGCAAGAGAGGAUUCAGACAACAGAAUGAGCUCAAAAAGCACAUGAAGACACAUACUGGAAGGAAGAUUUACCAAUGUGAAUAUUGUGAAUACAGCACCACAGACGCAUCUGGCUUUAAACGGCAUGUGAUUUCAAUACAUACAAAAGACUAUCCACACAGGUGUGAAUUCUGCAAGAAGGGAUUCAGGAGACCGUCAGAAAAAAAUCAGCAUAUAAUGAGGCACCACAAGGAGACUCUUAUAUAGUAAGAUCAAUAUAAAGAAAGAAGGUAUUUACAAAAUAAGAUUUACUAUUUGGAAAGAAAAUCUCACUGUUUUAUCUGAUUUAAAAGCUUGAUAUCAAGUCUUAACUUUACAUUCUUUGUAUUAAAGAUCUUAAAAUAUUUGGAGUAGAAGGGAGAUCUUAUAGCCCUUUGAAAAUUAAAGAAUUUAAGAAGUACUAUAGGAUGGUUGCAGAUGAACUUAACUGUGUAUUUGACAGUAUUAUAUGCAUAACUAAACUACAGAGGGGAAAGUUAAGAAAGACACCUUAUUUGAUUGGUCACACUAGAGAUAAGUGUUUCUAAAAGGAGAAUAUAAUUGAUUUAGAAAUGCUUUGCUGUAGCAAGCAUCCUCACUUUUAUGCAAUUUUAGAAAUGGGUGGGGAAAGAAAAUGCAGUCAUCCAUCCGUCACUUAGUCACUGAACCUUUUAUAUUGUACUUGGACAUUGGAUUCUAGAAAUGGCAAAUGUUUUGUGUAUUCAUUACAAGGAAUCUCAUUGAAAAAACAAGUUACAUUAAUUCAGUACUAGAAGAGAGAGAGAGAGAGAGAGAGAGAGAGAGAGAGAGAGAGAGAGAGAGAGAG
This is a messenger RNA of Acomys russatus (golden spiny mouse), 3703 nucleotides long. It is a transcript of the gene Znf711, whose product is annotated as zinc finger protein 711. Bases 682 to 3105 code for a protein of 807 amino acids. Gene Ontology annotation, molecular function: metal ion binding; chromatin insulator sequence binding. Gene Ontology annotation, cellular component: nucleus; chromosome. The transcript has 11 exons. The record is from RefSeq and is a predicted model, not a curated record. Gene Ontology annotation, biological process: regulation of transcription by RNA polymerase II. NCBI's taxonomy places the organism in Eukaryota, Metazoa, Chordata, Mammalia, Rodentia, Muridae.